CGCUAACCAACUACCGUUUGACCCGCGUCGCAGACGUCUCUCAUUUUCUCCGACCGACACUCCUGUCACCGUCACCGCCCAGCCGUCCCGUUCCUCUCACCAUGAUCCGGCGCAUCGCGCACUGAAACACGGUCGACAACGCUAGCAGCUUGGCGAAUUCCAAUUGAUAGCGCGGGGCAGCCAAGAUGGGCAAACACGUUCUCUCCACCGACGAAGAGCUUGGCAAGCGGGACGAUGACCACAUCCCGGGGACGGCGCGGGCCUGGAGCUCGAAGAAGCUGCCGCUCGCGGUACACUAUCGGCGGAGGAGGGUCGCCUCGGCCAUCAUAUCGGGUCUGCUCGUCUGGCUGCUGUACCAUGUAUUCACAGCGACCCAGUCGGAUCCCUUUGACGACUAUGUUGGCGGAGCGCCGCCUGGUGGACACCCUGUUGCGCGCGACCGCCCGGUCGCGCCCCGUGGCGCCCCGCCGAUGACAGCGGGGGAGGACGACUUGGACGUGGCGAAGCACUACUAUAACGGUCGGAUCAAGUACUACGAGCUUGGAGAAUCGCUGCACGCGAUCAGCAAGACCAAUGGGCAUCGUCCGGAGAACAAGAACGUGCUGUUCGCCGCAUCGCACCUGCAGAGCGUUUCGACUUUGAUUCCUCUAGCGUGCGAGAUGGCCAAGUGGAACCGAAAUAACGUGCAUUUUGCAAUCAUGGGCAGGCAUGACGUUGCGCUGAGUGACAUCCUGGAGAUCAAUGGCGUGGACCUCGAGGGCUGUCCUGUCUACUGGCACGAUGCGCGCCCGGACUAUGUCUUGUACAGCUCCGAUUUACGGGCUGAAAUGAGCACGGCUGCCGCCAUGACACACAUCCACACGUUUAUGCACCCUCAGGCUGUGAUUAUGGAUGAUUCGUACAGGGAGGAUGUGUUUUUCGUGAAGGGUCUUCGUACGAGGGCAAACGACGAGAAUAUACCUGUCAUUGAGAUACCGAUGGAUAAAGCUGAGGGGCUUGAAUGGCUGACAAGGCUAGAUUCUGCGUCUCUGAAAGCGUGGCAUCGGCCGAGCAUUGAUGUUCUCAUUCACGCGUCGCCGCAGGCAACUGGCUCGUUGGUCAGGUUGAUCAAGUCCUUGCAAGAAGCCGACUAUUCGGGCCUGAAGCCGCCUCGACUCAUUAUAGAACUGCCGGCAAACACGGACACGUUCACGCUCCAGUUCUUGGAAAGGCUUGUGUGGCCGCCACCGUCAGGAUUUAGAGUGCUGCUUCACAAUCCAGACCAAGUCAUCCUCAGACACCGCAUCCCAAACAGCAAGGUCUCAGGCGAAGAAGCGUCCAUCCGCUUCCUCGAGUCCUUCUACCCCACCACAAAGCACGACUCGCACGUCCUUCUCCUUUCAUCCAACGCGCAGCUCUCCCCGCUCUACUACCACUACCUCCUCUUCCACCUCCUAGAAUACAAAUACUCGGCCUACGAAGGCUACAACAGCCCCUCGCACCUCCUGGGCAUCAGUCUGGAAACACCGUCCUACUACCUUAACGGCACAACGCCCUUCAACGCGCCCACGCUCUCUGCCAUGCGCAGCGAGAAAUACACGCAGCUGCAGGCGGGGCACGAAGAUGCCCUUGUGCCGUUCACAUGGCAAGCGCCCAACGCGCACGCAGCCCUCUACUUCGGCGACUUCUGGCCAGAGCUGCACUCGUUCCUGAGUCUGCGUCUCGCGGCCUUCCGGCGGCAAACCAAGCCGCAGCCGCGCCCCCGCUCCCUCCACGAAAGCGAGCCCAUCUGGACAGAGUACUUCCUCGAGCUGAUGCGCGCGCGCGGCUACUUCUUGCAUUUCCCCAGUCUCAGCGACUCGGAUGCCCUCGUCGCCCUGCACGGCGAGCUGUACACCCCGCCCGAGGAAGCGCUGCCCGCACCCACAGACGCCGACGCCGCCGCGGGCGCCGACGCUCCCGCCCCCUCUGAGACCGCGGCGCCGUUCCUCGUUGCCCCAGACACGCCGGCCGCGCCUCCAUUGGCCGCGGAACCGCCGCUCGCGCCCCUCACACGCCCCCUUCACCAAGUCCUUCCCUUCGACGCUAGCGCCCCGGAACUGCGCCAUCUCCCGCAGCUAGCGCAUACGGGCGAGGAGCUCGAAGUCGGGGCCUCGGCCGAGGCGACGGAGGAGGUGAGUCUGAAGUUUAGGCGCAGCGUGGGUGGGUGCGCGGAGGUGUUGGGUGGGGAGGCAGAGGUGGGGAAGAGGGAGUGGAUUGUUAGUGAGGGGAGUGCGCGGGACUUGUUCUGUUUUGGGGAGGGGGACGUGUGGGUUGAGAAGGAUGCGGAAGAGGAGGAAGAGGGGAAGAAGAAGGGUGCUGCUGGUGAGAAGAAAACUAGUGCGCGCAGCGAGGGGAAAGAAGACGCGACACCCCCGCGUACAAAAACUGAGUCUGACAUUGAGGCUGGUGCGGAGGCCAAGACCAACGGCAACAGCAACGGCGACGGCAAGACUGACACCGACACCGAGAUCGAGGUCCUAACCCAAGACGCCGCGGACGCAAUGGCAGAGUCGACGCGCCAGCAGGUCAAUGCCGGUAGAGCGGCUGCUGCGGCAGCAGAUCGUGAGAGCGAGAGCGCGCGGAGGAGUAAGCUUGAUAGUGGGGUUGAGGUUGAGAGCGAGGAGAGGCCGGAUAAGGGGCUGAGGAUGGCGGCUUAGGUGGUUCGUUGGCUGGGUUGGUGG
This is a messenger RNA of Aplosporella prunicola CBS 121167, 2702 nucleotides long. RefSeq lists its product as uncharacterized. The transcript has a single exon. The record is from RefSeq and is a predicted model, not a curated record. Lineage: Eukaryota; Fungi; Ascomycota; Dothideomycetes; Botryosphaeriales; Aplosporellaceae. The coding region runs from base 186 to 2678 and encodes 830 amino acids.